UUGGGGGCGGGGCUGAAGGAGUCUGACUCUGAAGCGGGAGUUUGUGUCAGUCAGACUGUGAGUGAGAAGCUCAAUCCGCUAGUUGUUCCCUCUCCUCCCUGGAAAUGACUUCCCAGUGCCCCCGCUGCCGGGCCCCCGUCUACUUCGCAGAGAAAGUGAGCUCCUUGGGGAAAAACUGGCAUCGCUUCUGCCUGAAAUGCGAGCUGUGCAAUAAGAUCCUGUCUGCGGGCGGCCAUGCCGAGCAUGACGGACAGCCCUACUGCCACAAGCCCUGCUACGGUGCCCUGUUUGGCCCCAAAGGGGUGAAUAUCGGCGGUGUCGGAUCCUACAUCUAUGAUACGACCCCCCAAAUCUCACAGAAUCCAGUAUCUCCCACCCUGUGUGUCCCAAACCACUCCAGUAGCACCAACACAAAACCAGCAACUAAAGCCCCAGCACCAAUGAGAACCUUCGCUGGCGAGACGGCGCUGUGCCCGGGCUGCGGGAAACCAGUGUUCUUCGCUGAGAAAGUGAUGUCUCUAGGGAGAAACUGGCACCGCCCGUGCCUGAGAUGCCAGCGCUGCAACAAAACAUUAACUGCAGGGGGGCACGCAGAGCAUGAUGGGCUGCCAUACUGCCAUGUUCCAUGCUACGGCUACCUCUUUGGACCAAAAGGAGUGAACAUUGGUGACGUUGGCUGUUACCUGUACGAUCCAUUAACCGAGACUGUCAAUUAGAUGUCUCUUCCAUCUGUGCUUGUGCCCCCAAGUUUCGCUGCUUCCGGCGCCUCACUGUAUCGCACUGGGUUCCUGAAGGGAAACGGCGGGUUCCAUCUCUCCCAGCGGAACCAAGCCCGGAACAUUUCACUUUAUCCCACGGUGGGCUGGAUCCUCUGGUUCUGGAUAAUAAAAGGAGCCCAUAAUAUGCCUCCGAUUACAGGGUGUGUGUGUGGGACGGUGUCUCACUGGGGUACAGAACCAGCGCCAGAACCUUAGGGGCACCCUGCCCCAUGUGUAACUCUAUAACUGUCAGAUCCUGCCUUAUUCACUCUCAUUCGGCCCAAUGGUUUCAUCCAAUCAUUUGUCCCCAGAUCAACCAUCAGAUCAUAAAGGCUCCCAAUGCCGACCCACAGGGAUGGGAGCUGUAGUUCAGCGCUGCCUGUUCCCCUUGAGCUAUUCCUACCUGCCCCCUGUGUAUCUGCCACAGUCUGGGGCCCAUUGGCCGGGCAGGUCCCAUACACUUCCCAACAAGCGGCCAAAUUGGUCUCAAACUAUAUUGGCCCACAUGUGCCCAAGCGGGACGUUUCCUGCCCAGCUAUGAACUCUAUACAGUACCGGGCGCCUGCGAAACUGCCCCAAUCAACCUUAUUUAUUUACAUUGUAUUUAGAGCUUCCGGAGCAAAGACCGGAACUUUAUGUUUAAUGCACGCGAAGCCCCUGCGAUCAUUUAAUAUUACUUGCCCUUUAAAGGGAUACUGUCUCUUUAAUGAUUCAAUGUUACUUGCCCUUUAAAGGGAUACUGUCUCUUUAAUGAUUCAAUGUUACUUGCCCUUUAAAGGGAUACUGUUUCUUAAAUGAUUCAAUGUUACUUGCCCUUUAAAGGGAUACUGUCUCUUUAAUGAUUCAAUGUUACUUGCCCUUUAAAGGGAUACUGUCUCUUAAAUGAUUCGAUGUUACUUGCCCUUUAAAGGGAUACUGUUUCUUUAAUGAUUCGAUGUUACUUGCCCUUUAAAGGGAUACUGUCUCUUAAAUGAUUCGAUGUUACGUGCCCUUUAAAGGGAUACUGUUUCUUUAAUGAUUCAAUGUUACUUGCCCUUUAAAGGGAUACUGUUUCUUUAAUGAUUCAAUGUUACGUGCCCUUUAAAGGGAUACUGUCUCUUAAAUGAUUCGAUGUUACGUGCCCUUUAAAGGGAUACUGUUUCUUUAAUGAUUCGAUGUUACUUGCCCUUUAAAGGGAUACUGUCUCUUUAAUGAUUCAAUGUUACUUGCCCUUUAAAGGGAUACUGUAAAACAAAAUAAAAAAUAUUUACUUUUUCCUGGGAAA
Xenopus tropicalis (tropical clawed frog) is the source of this 2022-nucleotide messenger RNA. The record is from RefSeq and is a predicted model, not a curated record. Lineage: Eukaryota; Metazoa; Chordata; Amphibia; Anura; Pipidae.